This is a messenger RNA of Tachysurus fulvidraco (yellow catfish), 4132 nucleotides long. It is a transcript of the gene usp12b, whose product is annotated as ubiquitin specific peptidase 12b. Gene Ontology annotation, molecular function: cysteine-type endopeptidase activity; cysteine-type deubiquitinase activity. Gene Ontology annotation, biological process: protein deubiquitination. Lineage: Eukaryota; Metazoa; Chordata; Actinopteri; Siluriformes; Bagridae. The transcript is spliced from 9 exons. The record is from RefSeq and is a predicted model, not a curated record. Gene Ontology annotation, cellular component: cytosol; nucleus. Bases 221 to 1357 code for a protein of 378 amino acids.
CUUCCUUCUCACAGCAGACACUCUCACUGAGCGAGUGCGCACGCGUCAAGUUGCGCAUGCGCCCUGCACACCGGACAGGGACGCAGGUCUUGCAGUGACAGACGGUGCUCCUCGUUCCGUGUCCAGCUGCUGGACAGGCUAAAGCUUUUUACCGAAAAUCCAGCCUUUUGUGGCUGUCACGGUUUUACAGCUGGAUUUGGUCCAGUAUGGCGGCAGACGGAUGGAAAUACUGAUGACAGUCCGAAAGAUCGCCUCGAUAUGUACGAUGGGCGCCAAUGCCUCAGCUUUGGAGAAGGAGAUUGGACCAGAACAGUUCCCCGUAAAUGAACACUACUUUGGUCUAGUUAAUUUUGGCAACACCUGCUACUGUAACUCAGUGCUGCAGGCUCUGUAUUUCUGUCGUCCAUUCCGGGAGAAAGUGCUGGCCUACAAGGUGCAACCUCGGCGUAAAGAGAGCCUGCUCACCUGCCUGGCUGAUCUUUUCAACAGCAUCGCUACUCAGAAGAAAAAAGUGGGAGUCAUCCCUCCUAAGAAGUUCAUCUCACGCCUGAGGAAGGAAAACGAGUUGUUUGACAACUACAUGCAACAAGAUGCUCACGAGUUUCUCAACUACCUGCUCAACACCAUCGCCGACCUGCUGCAGGAGGAGAAGAGCCAAGAGCGGCAGCAGAACGGCAAGGUGGUUCAAAAUGGAGGAGGUGGAAGUGGGAGCAAUACUGGAGAGGCAGAAUCGGCCGAGAAGAAUCAACAGACGUGGGUGCAUGAGAUCUUCCAGGGCACACUGACCAACGAGACGCGCUGCCUCAACUGUGAAGCGGUUAGCAGUAAAGACGAGGAUUUUUUGGAUCUCUCUGUGGAUGUGGAGCAGAACACAUCCAUCACACACUGUCUCAGGGGCUUCAGUAACACAGAGACAUUAUGCAGCGAAUACAAGUACUACUGUGAGCAGUGUCGGAGUAAGCAGGAGGCACAGAAACGGAUGCGUGUGAAGAAAUUACCCAUGAUCCUCGCUCUGCACCUAAAGCGCUUUAAGUAUAUGGACCAGCUGCAUCGCUAUACCAAACUGUCCUACCGUGUGGUCUUCCCUCUGGAGCUGAGGCUCUUCAAUACCUCCGGUGACGCCACAAACCCCGACCGUCUCUAUGACCUUGUGGCUGUGGUGGUGCACUGUGGGAGUGGGCCAAAUCGUGGUCAUUACAUCACUAUAGUGAAAAGUCAUGGUUUCUGGUUGCUGUUUGAUGAUGAUAUUGUAGAGAAAAUAGAUGCCCAGGCGAUAGAAGAGUUCUACGGGCUGACGUCUGACAUUUCCAAAAACUCGGAGUCAGGCUACAUUCUCUUUUACCAGUCCAGAGACUGAGCUGAUGGCAGCGUGCGAAUGGGACCGCUUUGGCUUUAUGAAAGUCGGGCUGAGGCAGAAGGUGGGGCUUGGGCAACGGAAGUCCCCACUUCAGACCCUCUCAGACGAGCCUCGAGUCAUCCAGAUGAGCCUUUGCUCUGGAGCAGCCAGCAAACAGAAGGCAGGAGCAGUUGAUUCCAGAGCGAUGUGAGUGGCACAGUCAUCUCCAUACAGGCAUAAUGAAAGUCUGGAGGUUUUCAGUCAUCGGUCAUCCCACAGACACACACACGCCAUCAGUCAGCACAGAAAAUAAAUAACUCUUGAUGGCAUAUGGAAAAGGUUAUGGUAUAUGUAAAACCAGUGACAUGGAAUUCUGAUGGUUUGGCAUUCAUUUUUCUGCAUGACACUUUGCUUUAUGCUUUGUCACGGAGGUGUGUACUGUAAAAGCUAACGCUGUUUUGGCACAGAGAAGUUUAUGAUAAAAGUAAUUACCUGUAAACAUUUUGGUCGGAGACUCACUCUCUUUCACUAGACCUUCAUCAGCUGUAAAAACGCACCACACUCUGUGCCCACUAGGUAUCCGGCUAUGUAGAGUCAAGAGAUCAUAUUAUAUGUUGCAAUAAUAUGAUGCGCCUCAGCUGUAGCUCGGUGACCUGGUUUGGCUGGUUUAGAGUUGUAUUAUUUUACCGUUUUUUUUGUUUUUUUUUCUCUUUGAACUGACAUAAGCAAUCAUUUACUAGAUGCUAUUUGGGGGGAAAAAUGCCUGCGGGUUGCCAGCACUGUGGAGCAGAGAGGAUGUUGGGUACGGGCGCAGUGCAGCUUCUGUGGUUUAGUAAUAAGAUUGUUUGGAGUUUAGUGUUUGGGUUCGAGCCAUUUACUUUCAGACCAGCGAAUGCAGUGUUUUGAAUGUCACACAGUGCACACUUGGUGGAACACACACACUACGGCAGUGUGCGCUUUGUAGAAUAGAACAGAAAACUUGGAUUUAAUAAAGGCACACUUGGGUACAAGGGCAUCACUUGAUUAUUUUUUGCUAUUGUAGAAAGUUCUGUGUUGACGAUUCAGUUGAACGAGAGACUUUUUGUUUCACAAGAGAUCCAGACCUCACAUUUAAAGACCUGGAUAAUUCAUGACUUUAAAUGAGUAGCUAGAAUCUCACACACAUUAUCUCCAAGCGCUUUUGUUUCCUUCUCUUUGUACUCUGUAAAUGUUUAACUGGAUAUUUGUGGAGAAAGGAAGUGGAGCAAAGAACUGCGGGUCUUUUUUCUUUUUUGGUUGGUUGUUGGUGCGACCAGACACGUUUCCCAGAGCGGCCCAACUAAAUUUGCUGAAAAUGCAAAAGUGAAGAGUUAUGGGUUGCCAGAGGAGCUAAAUUCCCCUCAAUCAUUCCUGUCUGGAUUUCACAAACUCACUGAAGUGCAAAGAACAGCAUAGGCAUGUGACAGUAUGAGCUGUUUUUAAAUGCUCCUGUGCAUUUGCAGUAAUCCCAGUCUGAGAUCACUGGAGCAGAGAUACGUUUGGUAAAUAUAACCCCUGAUUGUUGUGGAGGCUUAUUUUUCUCUUUCCUUUCCAGCUUUGCUAGUAAACAUGUCCAAUCACGGACAUUAAGUGGGUGUGAGAAGUGAGUGUUGUCCCAUUCUGCUGGUUCCCAGCUGAUUAAUAGGCUCCGUGAGCCGACCUGUGGCUUAUAAACACGUCCACAGGAACAUGCACAUGCCAGAUAUUUUUUUUUAAAUGGUGGUAAUCUUCCACUGAAUGAGAGGCACAAAUGCCCUUAUAACAACCUUGUAGCUUAACAGCAUGUUUUCAUUUACUUCAGCAGCCCAUUGUUUUGUUCAUCCAGACUCCUCACCUACACGUUUGCACCGAGAUUUGGCCUCCAGGAGAAUUUCUAUCAACACGCGUGUUUCUCAAAUGCUUCUCAUUUCUUCUUAUCUGUAAGGGUUUUAAACUGCUGCUGACAAAUUUCCACAAAUCAUAUAGAAAUCUGUAUUCCAGCUCUUAUAAUGCUCGUAUAACAUGUUAUAAUUGGGUAAUAAGUACAGGAAUGUUGAUGCCACACUUUAAAGGAAUAUCCCAGUGUUUUUCAAAGCUGGUGUAUAUCACGUGUGUGAGAUUGCGGUGGAGAGGAUUUCUGACAUGCUUCUCCGGACUGAGAAAUAAAAACCAGACCUGUAUAAUGAUUUCUACUGGAAGUCCAAGGGAAGAAGUUCUUAUCUGUAGUAAAUGUACAUGUGCUCCAUAUCGUGGAAGACUGGGCUGAAAAACACUGCGAUUGGCGCGUGAUGUAAGGUGAAAUGUCAUCUUUAUACCUUUUUAUACUUCUUUUAUAGCAGCCUUAAUUGAGCUGUUAACAUUAAACCCACAGUAAACGGAUACAAUACUUAAAGUAAACAGAGUAACGGAAAGAUGUCUGAAAGUUGUUGUUUUUUUGUCAAUUUCAUAAGUUAUAUCAAGUUCUAGGUUUAUAUUUUCUUCUAUAUGUUUUGUUAAUUAAUUCUUUCAUACGAAAUGCAACUGGCGAUGACUGAUUAAAAAUGUCUGACUCUUUUAAGCUGCAACCCACUGAUCAAAGUGAAUGAAUGUUGAUUAUUUUGCAUUUAAAGCCAGUUUGCAGACAUCAGUGUAACGCAGCACCGAAGUCCGCUGAGUCAUGUGAUCACCCACCUCCCCAAACCACUGCCCGUCAAUGUUGCACUUUCGACAAUAUACAGAUUGUAAAAGGAGAUGUGAAGUGUAUGGAGUAAAUAAAAAAAGAUGCUGUUGGUUCUCAAUAAAAGCAACAAAAAAAAUCUA